UCACUUUCUUCUUCUUCUUCUUCCAAUACAGGCGAAGGACUCUGAUUCUUCAAAUUUCUUCUCAAUACCGGCUAUUUUGCCUAAUUAACUCUGCAGAAAUGGCGAAGUCCUGCAAAGGUCUGGCUACGGAGCUCGUCAAAUGUCUCAGCGAAUCGGAUUGCAUUAAGGUGGAGAACCGGCCGUACAGAGAGUGUGCUAAAGAGCAAAGCCCUAAUAUUUCGAGCGAGUGUGUGGGGCUGAGAGAAACGUAUUUCAACUGCAAGAGAGGACAGAUUAAAUAUGAAGAUCCACAAAAAAUGAUUAGGUGCUCUAAAAAGAAUUGUAUUCAGGAAAGGAUUAAAAAAAUAUUAAGCAUGAGUGGGAACUAUGCGACAUCACACUUGGGAGAAAGUGAAGGGAGUCUUAAAAGCCUUGUUCUGCUAAGAGGAAUGUUUCAGGGAAGAGGAAACGGAUGCACUUAAAUGAUAGUUGAUAUGAGAGCUC
This is a messenger RNA of Salvia hispanica, 483 nucleotides long. Lineage: Eukaryota; Viridiplantae; Streptophyta; Magnoliopsida; Lamiales; Lamiaceae. The record is from RefSeq and is a predicted model, not a curated record.